This is a messenger RNA of Rotaria sp. Silwood2, 2179 nucleotides long. NCBI's taxonomy places the organism in Eukaryota, Metazoa, Rotifera, Eurotatoria, Philodinida, Philodinidae. The record is from the annotation of a GenBank genome assembly.
AUUUUUUUUGAAAAAAUCCCUGUACUCCCCCUCAGGGAUGAUCUUCUCAAUAAUGACAAUUUUUUCGAUAACUCAGCCAUUUCUUGACGGAUCCUGCUCAUCUUCGAACUCGACCGAGACAAUGUUAAGACUGAACUGUGUAGAAAAUUUCAUCGCUAUUGGACUCUCCUUUCAAAAGUUAUCGUGUUAACGGCCGGACGGACACACUGACCGAUUCUAGAGUGUAUUCACUUUUUGAGUACACAAAAAUGAUGAUACUUAUUGCUCUUCAUCGAUUCACUAUGGUAUCUCUUUAACAGUCGUUUUUUCUCGAAGAUGGACAUACCUAUAGAUAUAAAAUAUAUAUUUCCCUAAAAGAUGGUCAUAUUUGUUUUGACUAACUCUGUGAUUCUAAUUUCUACAGAAGAGUGAACCGUUACAUGGACAGACUGUAAUCCAAGUUUGAUCUUCAAUAAUUUCAUACAAUAAUUAUUUAAAGUGACAAGAGUACAUGAAUUUCAUUUGAUUCGACGUUUCGAUCUUCUAUGAGAUCAUUUUCAAGAAUAACAUAAAAUGUACCAAUAAUAAACACAACCGAGAAAGAUCAUUGAGGCCCAGAUAUACCACGAGAAAAUAUAAUUUCUUGAAUUAUAUAAAAGGCAAAUAUAGUUUAAUACAAUAACAAAGUGGCAAGAGUAUAUAAGUCUACAUAAUUGAAUUGAAUUGAAUCUACGUUUGAAUCGUCUCGACUGGGUUUUGAAAUCUUUAUAUCUGUUGUUGACGUUGAUUUAGAUUGAUCGUGUGAGAUGUUGCAGAUUUUGUAAGUGAUUGUUUUUUGAAGUAAUAGAGGCUCGUGACUAGUGUUCCACUGUAUCUGUUUGACUGUAGUGAUGGUGUAUUUUUCUUUUGUUUUUUCAUUUUGUUGUGGUCGUCUUGUGUAUGUCUUGCUUAUGGCAUGGCGUGUGAGGAAUUGUUUUAAUGAAGGUGGUGUGGUACUCAUUUUUCUGAAUUGGCGGAGGAGGUUGCGUUCGUUUUAGGUUUGCGUUGGGUGAUUUUGUGGUGGCUAUACUUUAUGCAUUUCAUGACUGCUUGUACGGAUGAUGUUUUGGUUUGGGUUUGGGUUAUCUAAGGUUUUUUUAUGUUAACGAUGAUUUUGCUUAUGAUGUGGGCAUAUGUUACAUUGUGGGUUUUCUGUUGGUGUGAGUCACGGUAUAAUUAUUAUGUGUUGUUGCGAGUGUUAUAUUUUUUUUUUGUUUGUAGAAUGGAUUCUUCUGAUUUGCAUAUGAUGUGUAGAAAUGUAUUGUGUACCAGAGUUGGAACCGGACCGGCAGAUCGGCCGGUCUAGAUUUUGUUGAGUUUUUUCAUCUUUGUUUCAAAAAAAAUGACCAUACAAGUGUUUUUUUCUGUAAAUCAGACACUUUUUACUAAGGUCGAAAGCUAUUUCUGUUGACGAACAUGCGUUAAAAUACUCUCUGAAAUCCAAAUUUAUCGUAGUAUACUUUAUCUAUUUUAUCAGCUCACUUUGAUAUCAUGUCAUGUUCUCGAAAAUAUGUCAAAUAAUUAUUUAGCUUUGUGGUUUACCAUAGAUUCAUUCAUAUUUCUUUACUAUUUGUCGCAUAUAUUUAAGCAGAGCAAAUGAAUAAUUAGAAGAAUACAAUGAGUAUGCAAUUUGUGUUUACUAAGUGAAUAUUGAGUGUCUGCUUAACUUAUUUGUGAAGGGGCUAUAUUCAACAAUAUACACAACAUAUGUUCUAGAAUUCAUUCUAGCGAUAUCAUUGAGUAACAUAUAAGAAGAAUAACAAUAAAUAAGUUUCACAGUGUCAUUUGAAUGGUUGAUAGAAAAUGUUCAAUUGUACAAUGACUAUUGUAUGUGCCAAUAAUUAAUGCAGAUCUUAUCCUUAUUCUCUAUGAUGGUGAUCAACGACACCAGAUUUUAACAUUUUGGAAAAAUAAUGAAAGACGAUUACCAGUUUUAUCGAUAAUUGCUGAACGUAUUUUAGUUAUACAAGCUUCAUCAGCUGAAUCAGAAAGACAUUUUUCAGCCGGUGGAGUUAUUGUUAAUGAGAAAAGAGGUUGCUUGAGCGAGAGUUCAGUGGGAUCAUCAAUUGUAUUACGUGAAGCAUAUGUAAAUAAAAUGUGGCCUAAAUGUAAUACUAGUGCUGCGCUUGUAAAUCGCGAUGAUCAAGAACAACAACCAUAA